This is a messenger RNA of Ananas comosus (pineapple), 980 nucleotides long. RefSeq names its product light-harvesting complex-like protein OHP2, chloroplastic. Lineage: Eukaryota; Viridiplantae; Streptophyta; Magnoliopsida; Poales; Bromeliaceae. Gene Ontology annotation, cellular component: chloroplast thylakoid membrane. The transcript has 2 exons. Bases 221 to 790 code for a protein of 189 amino acids. The record is from RefSeq and is a predicted model, not a curated record.
UUGGCCACUUGGUUCCUCCUCAUCCACACACCCCUCUCUCUCUCUCUCCCUCUCUCUCUCUCUCUCUCUCUCUUCUGCUUCUUCCCCCUCCCCACUACCAUCAUCUUCUUCAAAUCCAAAGCCAAUACACAGAAGAGAUACACACACACAGGGAGAGAGAAAGGGAAAUAGAAAUCUAAUACAGAGAAAAGAAACAGAAAAAAAGAAGAAGAAAAGGAAGAUGUCUUUAGCCUCUUCAAUCCCUUCCAUCAAGAUCAAAGUGGCUCCUCCCCACCAUUAUCAUCAUCACAAUCCAUGCAAAUUCCCUUCAAAACCAUUCACCACCAUCAAGAGCUCUAAAGCUGAGGGGCCUUUGAGGAGACCCACAGCUCCUUCUCUUUCUCCUCCCCCUCCCUCACCUCCUUCCCCACCCUCUUCUUCUUCUUCUUCUUCUUCUUCUUCUUCUCUUUCUCCUCCUCCCUCUAUCUCUGCCUCUCCUCCGGUGAAACCAACAUCCCCAUCUCCUCCGAAGCCCGCGACGACGGCAGCGGCGGCGGCGAAGGAGGUGGUGACUUUGGAGUAUCAGAGGAAGGUGGCAAAGGAGCUGCAGGACUACUUCAAGCAGAAGAAGCUUGAGGAGGCAGACCAGGGGCCAUUCUUUGGAUUCACCGUCAAGAAUGAGAUAGCUAAUGGAAGAUGGGCGAUGUUCGGUUUUGCUGUUGGGUUGCUAACGGAGUACGCGACGGGCUCGGAUUUCGUUCAGCAGCUGAAGAUCCUUUUCUCAAAUUUUGGAAUUGUGGACUUGGAGUGACAUUUGUUCCCUUUUUUCGCAAUCAUUCAGUAUUGGUUGUCAAAUGCAAUGUAAUUUCUUUCAUCAUUUCGACUGAUAGCGAGACAAAUCUCUUGCACACUUGUAUGAUACUACUUGUCCUAUUACUUUAUAUGAAUGUAAAGUUUCAUUGGCAUUUUAUCUCUCAAUACAAGGAAUAUUGUUUUAUUUA